ACAGCUCUCGCCCAGGUCCGUCCCCUACCUUACUUGUGACUUGGGUUGCGAGUUUGCGUAGUGUAGCUGUGCCUGUCUUCAUCAAAAAAAUCCCUUAAGCAUUAUUUUGAUACCCGUGAACCGCCAAAUCCGACCCGAAGACCGAGUCUACCCACCCAAAAUGUCGAACAACCCAUACCUCCUCGCCGCAGAUAACCCGGAGGCGUGUAUCGCGCUCCUUCGCGAGAACCCCUCUCUGGCCUCGGGUCAGGACGAGCACGGCUACUCCCUUAUUCACGCCGCCGCCAGCUACAACCACCUGGACCUCUUGCGCACUCUUGUAGGCGAAUUCAAGGUCCCAGUGGACCUCAAGGACGAAGAUGGCGAGACAGCGCUCUUUGUCGUCGAAACCGUCGCCGCUGCCAAGGUCCUAGCCGAGGAGCUGAAGCUGGACACCACCAUUGUGAACGACGAGGGUCAGACCGCGAGAGAGAAGAUCGAGGCCGAGGAGGAUUAUCCCGAGGUCGCAGAAUACCUCAGUGGUCUGGAAGGCGAGGCCAACACCACUACCACUGCCCAUGGCACGACAAACGGAGUCACGCCAGCGGACCUUCCCCCGGCUCCCGAGGGUCUACAAGUACAGAUUGGUACAAUGAACGAGGCGGAGAAUGCUGGGGAGCCGGAUCCCGAGUUCCGCAGGCGGAUUGAAGAGCUUGCCUCGAGAGAGGACUUUGAGACUGCCGAGGGACAGGCGGCAUUGCGCCAGUUGGUGGAGGAUGCCAUCCUAGGACCUAGACAGGAAUGAGACAUUUCGCCAUAAAACGCCGAUUACUUUUCACUCAUGGCUCUUGAUCUCCCACAUUACAUAUUCCCCCGGCGCUCCUUGGGGUCGAAAGAGAGAAAUCUCAGAGUUGUCCCCAGCCAUGCCCUUGGAGAAGGUCGUCGUGCUGAACGAGAACCAAGUUUUCGAUGGGAGUUCAGCAACGAGAUUGAGGAGAAUCUCCCGACACCAGGACGGAGCAAGAAAGCCCUGCCAAGUAAGCUUGCAGAUCUUGCCUUGCUGGCCAUCGCCAGGCACCUGAUAUCGGCAAAGAUACGGAUCAACCUGGUCGCCCACCUGAAUUCGGGGGCUCUGCAGUCGGACGAGUGAUAGCCACUCAUAGAGCUCGGUGGAGAAGUAUUCGAGUUCCUCUCUCCCCUCUGGUCCGAUUGCGUCAACCGGAGGCUUCAGGGUCGGCAACAUGGCGUCGAGGUUUUCCAGGACACUGGGCUCUGCUGCACACCUGGUCGGAGAAUGUGGCGCGAGGGGAUCUGGAUUGGGGACUGAAGUGACGUUAGUGGGUGCGUGUGCCGUAGGUCACUGGACGAGAUGCUUACUGGUGGAAGAAAGGUUGCAGAAUAGCCAAGUGAUUGGUGUAUUGAAAGCGUUCUUGCUCGCAUAGAUCAGUCUGUCGAAUCCUUUCUUGCCUGGGACCAUCGACGAACUCGUGAGGUCGACUUCAACGACUGUAGUUAAGGCCUCGUUAGUAGCCAUCAAGAACUAGUAUACUCCAAGUAGGAAGAAGAGACUUACCCCACCGGGGCUUCAGACCACGCUUUCCUUUCACUCCGUCAGGCUUGCCAACAAGACCUGCUCUUUCAUAUGCUUCCUUGUCCAAUAACAUUGUCAAGAUGCCUGCAUCAUUAUGUUAGCAGAGCGUUCAAUGCAGUCUUCACUCG
Neurospora crassa OR74A is the source of this 1698-nucleotide messenger RNA. Its product is annotated as ankyrin repeat protein. The transcript has a single exon. The record is from RefSeq and is a predicted model, not a curated record. Gene Ontology annotation, molecular function: protein binding. Bases 161 to 784 code for a protein of 207 amino acids. NCBI's taxonomy places the organism in Eukaryota, Fungi, Ascomycota, Sordariomycetes, Sordariales, Sordariaceae.